AUGACUUCAUGCCGAGCACUCACUAAAAGCGACACCCCAUGCUCUCGCAAUGCUCUUAAAACCGGAUACUGUGCUCAGCACGACAAGGAUGCUAAGAUUAAAAUGUACCGCAUGGAGCUAUCAAAGAUGCACGAGCGCGUUCGUCGAUAUUUGGAGAUCACUAACGAACUCAACGAUAAGCUCUCGAUCAUCCCAAAAGUUGAUUUCUACAAGUCUGAAUUGAUAAAGAUCGGAGGCCAUGAUAGACCAUACAGAGGAAUCAUGGAUAGCUCGUUCUACAAGGCCGAGAUUGAAGAUUUAUUUGGCAUGAACGCUUCUGCUGCUCAUGAUGAGUAUGAUAGACUGCUUGCGUUACGGAAUCAAUUGGUCCAUCCACAUACACUAGAUGGCAGAAACGGCUCUAGGACGGGGGCUUUGCCCCGCGUCAAAAAUAUGGGUUUGCGAAAACGAUAUCAGCAGUAA
Messenger RNA from Phytophthora sojae, 462 nucleotides. RefSeq lists its product as hypothetical. Lineage: Eukaryota; Oomycota; Peronosporomycetes; Peronosporales; Peronosporaceae. Bases 1 to 462 code for a protein of 153 amino acids. The record is from RefSeq and is a predicted model, not a curated record. The transcript has a single exon.